Carassius auratus (goldfish) is the source of this 833-nucleotide messenger RNA. RefSeq names its product zinc finger protein 879-like. The record is from RefSeq and is a predicted model, not a curated record. The transcript has 2 exons. Lineage: Eukaryota; Metazoa; Chordata; Actinopteri; Cypriniformes; Cyprinidae. Gene Ontology annotation, biological process: regulation of transcription by RNA polymerase II. Bases 1 to 669 code for a protein of 222 amino acids. Gene Ontology annotation, molecular function: RNA polymerase II cis-regulatory region sequence-specific DNA binding; DNA-binding transcription factor activity, RNA polymerase II-specific.
AUGGAGAUCGCCUAUCCAAGGGAGGAGAAAAUACAUCAUGUCAAAACUGGAGAAAAAACUCUUUCACAGACUGAAAGUAUUUCUUUAUUGAAAAGAAGAGACAAUAAAAGUUUCACCUGCACUCAGUGUGGAAAGAGUUUGACAUGCAAACAGAGUCUCAAGAUUCACAUGAACAUCCACACUGGAGAGAAACCAUACAGAUGUGAUCAGUGCGGGAAGAGAUUCGCACAAUCUUCAAGCCUUAAGAUGCACAUGAACAUCCACACUGAAAAGAAACUGCACGGAUGUGAUCAAUGUGGAAAAACAUUUGCAUGGGCUUCAGGCUUGAGUAGACAUCUGAAUGUUCAUUUAAAGGAGAAGCCACAUUCCUGUUCUUUCUGUGGAAAGAGUUUUUCACAACUGCAGUAUUUAAGAUACCAUCAGAAGAGACACAGUGGUGUGAGAGAAUAUAUGUGCUUUGAGUGUGAGAAGACUUUUAUUACGGAUACAGAACUGAAGCAGCACCAGAGGAUCCAUACUGGAGAGAAACCUUACAAGUGUUCACACUGCGACAAGACAUUCAUUGAGUUAGGACAGCUAAAUUCACAUGAGAGGAUUCACUCUGGUGAGAAACCGUACCACUGUCUUAUGUCUUCCCUACAGAGACAUACAAUAAACCACAAUAACUAGUUCAUCUUCUUUCAAGUGCGACAUUGCAUCUCUUCUGUAUUAACCUGUCAUAAGCAGCCACAACAAGUGACAUAAUAACAAGAUCACAAUAAGUUAUAUAGUAUCAGGACCACUGCUUUCAAGUGCUAGAUCACUUCCAUAUUAAUCUCUCUCUUAAACCGCAC